AUGGCAGCACCGACCGCGCCCGACCAACCCACUCGUGGUCGAGCGCUCUCUUCAGCUUCGACAGCCACGACCUUUCUCUCCGCGACAUCUCGCUCACGUCGUAGGGACGGUACACUAGCGCGUGGUUGGGCGCCCAGACCCUCAUUGCCCACCUUGCCAAGCUCACAAGACGUCCUCGUGCCUGCCGAAGCCGCACCUGCAUCUACACUCUCUUUGCGGCCCUUGCAAUCCACACUGGAACGACAUAUAGGACCUGUCCUCCUGCCUCCGUCUGCUGAACGGAGCAGACGAGAGUCAAGCGCCUCGAAGAGAAGUGGCGAUAUUGAUAGGCUGGGCGAGUCCAUCGUGCAAGACAUCUCUGCCCCCGAGCCCAGUGAACCUCUCAACAUGGCUCCCACUCGACCAUCAGACGACGCUAUUGCAAGUUCGCCCGCAAAGCGACAUAAGACUUUGGAUAUACCCGCUCUAGAUGAGCAGCCAAUCGCGAGUCCGAGCCAGACGGCUGGCUGGCUCUCGGGCUGGUACGGCAGCCAGGCACCUCAGACCAUCGCAACACAACCUACUGCAUCUACAUCAUCUCGGGACAUACCGCCUAGUCUCGCGGCCGUCUUUGAGCCUCCCGCGGAGCCGCUGUCCUCGUCCGUGUCCGAACCUGCACCUGUGCCACCGGAAGUAGACACAAAGGGCAAAGGCAAGCAGAAAGAACAGCCUGCUCCUCUUUCGACGAGACCACCUGCAUCAACUGGCUGGCUAGCAUACCUGGGCUAUUCGCCAUUGCCCGAGCAACCUCCGUCAGAAGAAGUCAAAGAGCAGGUGCCUGUCGUCAAACGCAAAGCGUCUCGUGUCGUUAUGCCCAUCACUGGCUCGCCCAAUAAGGCCAGCAACUCACUGCGAGGCCGUUCCAGGGAGCGAGAGACUCUCGGAAGUUCGUCAUCGGGCGGUAAAAGGCUUGAAGUACUUCGGCAGACCUCGCCUUCUGGCUCGACAAGGUCGAUGCCUGCUCUUUCUUCCUCUGUCAUCGUGGGCGAUCCGGUGCCGCCAGCUGCUCUCGUCGGCCCUUCGUCGGCUUCUCUGCGUUCAGUAGAAGUUCUUUCUGACCCUCCUACCGCGCCGAUACAGGCCGUGACGCACCCGACAAAAGAGGCACAGCUCGUGUUGGAGAGCACGAGUAUGCCUCGUUCUACCUCGUGGUUCUCCUGGUCUUCGCCUGCUCUGCCGCCUGCGCAAUCAGCACUUCCACUUCCACCUCAGUCAGAGAUCUUAGAAGAGGCGGCAGUAGUAGCAGAUCCCACCGACUUGCCUUUACAAGUGAAGACGCCGAAGCCUGCACCGGGCUGGCUCGCAAGCUGGUACGGCACAGAAGCUUCUCCACCUGCGCCAGCGGAUGCCAUGCCACCAAUGAAGCCGACGCAGGUAGCAGCCCAUGUCGUUCCCGAACCGGCUCAACAAACCCAAGGUCUGGGUAUCUCAACGAGCAGUGAUGCUCCACCUGUGACCUCCUCAGCGGCGCAUUCACGCCAAGCAACAGCGACAGAUCGGCUGGCAACUCUGCCAGCGAGUCGUUCGGCAUGGUCGCUCUUCUUUGCUGCAAAGGCGGUAGAGGAGCAACGUAGAAUCACGACGGACGAGAUGGAAGUCAUGGAAGUGCCCGACCUAGACGAUCGAGGCCAACCGAUACGACCUUUGCAAGACGUGAAGAGCUCAAAGCCGGCGCAAGAUCUGAAGAGCUCGAAACCUGCACCUGAUGCCGAACCACCGAAGAAACAUCCGGAUGCGCCGCUGACAUCGUCGAUUCGGGUGCAGAAGAAGGCAGAGAUCAAGCCAGACUCGCCCAAGCUCACUUCGCCUCCCCCGCCUAACUUGGUCCUGCCUUCGUUCAGCGAUACAUUCGGCCGAGCGCCUCGCUCAUUCCCGAUCAAACAAUCGAAGCUAGACAAAGCACUCGGGCUGGUCAAUUCCUAUUUCUUUUCGUCGCCUGCUUCGCCUGCCCUGGCAGCAGAUGCUGCGAGUCACGCAGCCCGGCAGAAGCUCAAGGUCAAACACCGCGACCUCAUCCAUACCUCAGAAAAGUAUCCGAAGCUAUACGAAGUCACGGGCGCGCAAGCUCGUCAUGGUGCGAAGCAUGUCAAGAAGGUCGUCGUCAUUGGUAUACAUGGCUGGUUCCCGAGCCCGUGGCUCAACUCAGUCAUCGGCAAACCGACGGGCACGAGCGAAAAGUUUGCGACGAUGAUGAAACAAAGCAUCGAAGCUUACUUUGAGGAGCACGAGCCGACCGUGCCAGAGAUCAAUGUCAUUGCGCUAUCGAAAGAAGGCAAAGUCUCGGAUCGUGUCGAUCGGCACUAUGAAGACUUGCUCAGCAAUCAGCGCUACGUCGACCAGCUCCACAAUGCCGACGCUAUCUUUAUCGCUUCUCACUCACAGGGCACCAUUGUAGCAACGCAGCUGCUCGCAAGAUUGAUAGAGCAGAAACGUAUUAAAGCGGAUCGAGUUACUCUGCUCUGCAUGUGCUCAAUUGCACUAGGUCCAUUCGUAUCGCUCAACACGAGCUACAUAGCGCCGUAUCUUCAAUAUUUCGAAUCAGCUGCAGCGACGGAGCUCUUCGACUAUCAAGAUCCUGAAAGUCCACCCUCAAGGCGGUAUCACGCCGCGAUCACAAUCAUCCUCGAGAUGGGGGUCAAGGUCGUUUUUAUUGCAAGUUUAAACGAUCAGGUCGUUCCGCUCUACUCUGGCACGUUCGCAUCGCUCGUCCAUCCAGCGAUAUUGCGAGCCAUGUACAUUGAUGGCCAGGCUUUUCAGUCAAGCGAUUUCAUGACGAAUCUGACCGUCUUUCUGCUGCGAUUGCGCAACGCCGGUUUACCCGACCACGGUCUCUCGCAGCAUCUCAGCGAAGCCUUAGCUGGCAGCUUGACGGGUGUCGGUCACAGCUCCAUCUAUGAAGAGCGCGAUGUCUACAGUUUGGCCACACGUUAUCAUUUUGAAACAACACCAGUACUCGUGCAAGGUCGAGCGGGCGGCCAUGUGCCGGAUCAACCUAUCAUCGAGCCAUUCCACCCACGCAACUCUGCAUCACUCCGGAACCCUUACUUUCUUCCGUUCGCACUGCGCGGCAUCCUCGACGACGAACGAGUACAAACACUCUUUGGCGCAGAACUACACAGUCUUCGGCAAGGCUAUGAGGACUGGCGACCGGUCUCGAAACCAUUGAGAGCAGUCAGGCAACAACUGGAGCCCUUGCGGCUCAUGCCCAAGAUCGGCGGCAAUGCCAAUGUGGCCCCUAAGGACGGUCAGCGCCCAUCGCAGACUAUCAGCAAGACUGCCAAACUCUAG
Molecule: messenger RNA, 3327 nt
Organism: Mixia osmundae IAM 14324
Lineage: Eukaryota; Fungi; Basidiomycota; Mixiomycetes; Mixiales; Mixiaceae
Exons: 4
Coding region: 1-3327 (1108 amino acids)
Source: RefSeq, a predicted model, not a curated record